AUGGGUUCUCAAGAUACCGAUUCUGAUGACCUUUUCGACCGUAGCUUGAGCUCCUCCCACAGCAGCUCUCCCCCGACCCCUGCAGCCCCGAAAUCCUCCAUAUAUCAAACAAAUACCCUUGAUUCUGUUUGGAAAUGGAACGCGAAUGCCCCUCCCACUCUCAAUGCCUGUGUGCAUGAGCUGGUUCAAACCAGAGUCGACUUGACCCCGGAUGCUAUUGCUAUAAACGCCUGGGACGGCGUAUUGUCAUACCAACAAUUGGCCUCUGAGGCUGCCCAUUUUGCGCGGCAGCUCAUAGAUUCUUAUCAAGUGGUACCGGGCGAAAAGGUACUGGUUGCGUUGGAACGAGGUCUUUUGAUUCCCGUGGCUGUGCUAGCAAUUAUCCAAAUCGGUGCUACCUUUGUUCUUCUUGACACCGCAUCACCGGAAUCCCGACUGCGACAGAUAGCUGAAAGAACAUGUGCACGAGUCACUGUGACGUCCCAGAGUCUGACCACGUUGGCUCGGAGGCUGUCCUCGAGUGUGAUGACGAUCUGCAAGCGCAGAAGCGAGCCCUCCUUUAUCGCAACCCCUGGGACGACCUCUUCUUUAUGGCCCGCCGACCCUUCUUCCAUAUUAUACGUCGUCUUUACAUCGGGAAGCACGGGAAAUCCAAAGGGUGUAGAGGUUUCCCAUUCCAAUUUUGUCUCUGGGCUGCAACAACAGAGUGAAUUGUAUCAACUGAGCCAGGACUCGCGAUUUCUCCAUUUUGCCUCCUACAGCUUUGAUGCAUAUGUACACGAAAUCCUCAUCACUUUGACACAGGGAGGAUGCCUAUGCAUUCCAUCAGAUACCGAUCGCAUGCAGCGUCUCUCCGCAGCCAUGAAUGAGAUGCAGGUUACAAUCGCGCUGAUGACUCCCACCAGCUCCCAGUUGAUUGAACCAGAUAAGGUGCCAACUUUGCAGACCUUAGUGUUGGGGGGAGAGUCCAUGUCCCGGGCAGUGAUUGAGCGCUGGUCGCCUUAUGUCCGCCUAAUCAAUGCAUAUGGACCUGCGGAGUGUGCUGUGGUGAGCACAGGUUAUGUGGUUGAUGUCCACCGCUGUCUUGAGACUGGGAUUGUCCCCAUCGGCCGAGGCUAUGGUUGCGUAACAUGGGUAACACAUCCAGACAAUGUCAAUCAUCUUACCCCCGUUGGAGAAGUGGGUGAGCUUCUCAUUGAAGGCCCCAACGUGAGCUCAGGCUAUUUAUCAGACCCUGAAAAGACGGCGGCAUCGUUCAUUGAAGAUCCGAAGUGGUUGAUAGAAGGCUCCCCCUUUGCCUGCUUCGAGGGUCGCCAUGCCCGAUUGUACAAAACAGGCGACCUGGUACGAUACACAGAGGAUGGCAACUUGGUUUUUGUUGGACGCAAAGAUACCCAGGUCAAGCUUCACGGCCAGCGGAUCGAGCUUGAAGAAGUAGAGCACCAGAUACAAAGCUUUCUUCCUGGUGGGAAGAAGGCUGUUGCAGAGGUCAUUCAGCGGGGGGGCCAGAACAAGGCAGCGCAGUUGGUGGCCUUCAUUGAAGUACCAGACCGAGAACUGGAAAGCAACCGGGAGAGUUUCACGCAAGAGGCUUCCGGCGGUGGCCUUGAUCCUAUUUUCCGUGCAGUCGAUGCCGAAUUUCAACAGCUGGAGGAGACGUUGCUCUCCGCCCUCGCAGAAAGGCUUCCUUCGUAUAUGGUCCCCUCUGUCUGCCUACCAGUCGCCCGCUUCCCAGAGACUCCCUCGGGGAAGCUGGACCGCAAGUAUCUGCGAGAAGCGGGACGGGGGCUUCUGGACGUUUUGCUCCAAAGGCGCGUGGCAUACAACUCAUCUCAACCGUCAUGGAAGCCCGAGCAGGCCGUUAUGCGGGGAUUGUGGUCACUGAAUCUCGGCAUCGACGAGGAUGAAAUUCUUCUCGAUGACCAUUACUUCCGGCUAGGAGGAGACUCGGUAUCUGCCAUCAAGCUGAGCGUCGCAGCCCGCCGAAGGAACGUCUCCUUGGAUGUGAAAGAUAUCCUCGGCCACCCGACGCUGCUCGACAUGGCCGCCAGGAUGCGCGAAGGAGAGAAGAAGACCGACGAACAAACAGAUCUCAUGGCCCCGUUCUCCCUAAUCCCGAAAGACGACGUGCCAUCUGUUAUUGAAGAGGUUGCCAAAGCCUGUCGGAUCUCUGAGGCUCAGGUCCAAGACAUUUACCCCUGUACACCACUCCAGGAGGGACUCAUGGCGCUUUCAGAACGGCAGCCCGGCCAGUAUAUAGCGUGUGAAGUUCUCAAAGUCCAUCCACGAGCAGACCUGACCCGGCUCUGCGCAGCCUGGGCAACAGCAUGCAACCUGAACGCGAUCAUGCGUACAAGAAUUGUUCAGACGUCGUCUGCAGGGCUGGUCCAGGUUGUCGUUCGCCAUGAUCUAGACUUUGCCAGCCGUGAUACAAUAGGGGCCUGCCGUUCUGACAAUGUGGAAUUUGGGCUUGGGUCUCCUCUUACUCGGCUGCGGGUUGUUCAGAGCUCAAGUCAGAGUGAGAGCUCGUACAUUGUUCUCCUUGCUCAUCAUGCUGUCUGUGACGGUUGGCAGGCUCGCGCAGUGGCCAGCCAGGUCGAAGAAAUAUACGAGGGUCGAUACGGCACUCCUCCUCCUGGCUUCAACACGUUCGUCCGUUAUCUGUCUCGCGUGGACAAUGACAAAGAGACUGAGUAUUGGCAGAGGGCGCUGGGCAAUGGCAAUGUUCCAAGCCAUUUCCCUACAAUUCCUCCAGGUAAAACAGCCGGAUGGGCCAAUCAAACACAGCAUCGGGAGAUCUGGGUUGACUUCGAGUCCGCAGAGAGGAACACGGAAUAUACCCUUUCGACAUAUAUUCGGCUGGCAUGGGCUUUCUUGACAUCUAAAUAUACCACGUCUGAUACAGUUGUCUUUGGUGCAACUGUCACUGGCCGGAAUGCCCCGGUUCCUGGCAUCAAUGAUAUCGUCGGUCCUACCAUUGCUACAGUCCCGCUCAAAGUGUAUCUGGAUAAAAACAGUACUGUACGCGCAUGUCUCGAGGCGAUGCAUCAUCAAGCUGUCGAGAUGAUACCUUAUGAGCACACUGGUCUACAGCGGAUACGAAAACUGGGCGAGGAAGUGGAGGCUGCUUGUGACGUUCAUGCCCUACUAAUAAUUCAACCUACUCCGACCGCACAGGACCCCAUGGCGCCCCAAAACCGGGUGGAAGAUGAGGAGGACUUUUUGCUCGCUUUCAGCAACUAUCCGCUGGUUGUCGAAUGCACCCUUCCAGGCCCAGGAACUGGACUGGGAGUGCGCGUAGCCUUCAAUGACCAAAUCACCGACAUGGAGCAUAUCAACCGAAUGUUGUUGCACCUAGAGCACGUCUUGAAAGAGCUCUCAUGUAAACCAGAUCAUGAACUGCGGGACAUUGACAUUAUCAUUCCGCAGGAGGUGGAGCAGCUACAGGCGUGGAACGGCCCCCUUCCUCAGUCACAGGGUCGGUGCAUACACGAUCUGAUCUGGGAGCAGUUGGCCAGUCAACCCUCAGCCGAAGUAGUGUACGCAUGGGAUAAAUCACUGACAGCAGAGUCACUUUCUCACUUCUCCCUGAGGCUGACCAGUUAUCUGCAAAGCUUUGCUAUCGGACCCGAAGAUUACGUGCCUCUCUUCUUUGACAAGUCCUCCUUGGCCAUCAUCAGCAUUCUUGCGGUAUUAACUAGCGGCAGCGCAUGUGUCACUCUAGAUAGGAAGCAGCCAGAUCAGCGUCUCAUUGAGAUUGUGAGACAGACUGGAGCAAAAUACAUGCUCGUAUCGGAGAAGCACAAGGGGAUGCUUGAAAUCGAUGGGGUGACGCAAAUCGUCAUCAGUUAUGCCGAAUUGGAGAAGAUGCCUCUCCCUUCACAUGGCGAGAUAUUCUCGACCACCCGCGCCAGGCCAGAAAACCCGGCAUUUCUCAUUUUUACCUCUGGAAGCACGGGUAAGCCCAAGGGCAUCAUCCUCGAGCACCGCAAUUUGUCCUCGGCGACUCUCGCUCAUGCAGCCAACAUGAACAUUGUGCGCGGGGCCCGUGUGCUUCAAUAUGCUUCUCCAUCGUUCGAUGUUAGCAUCUAUGAGAUCCUGAUGACAUUAGCGAUGGGUGGAUGCCUUUGCGUCCCCUCUGAUUACCAGCGCAUGAAUACCCCCAGCGAAUUUGCUCGCGAAGCAAAGGCCGAAGUUGUGAUUAUUUCGCCCACUGCGAUUCGGUCAAUGAGUCCUGACGAAGUGCCAUUACUGAAGACCGUUGUAUUGGUCGGCGAGGCUAUCCCCCGUGAUGUAGUGGAAACAUGGAGCCGCUCUUCUUUGGUAAUGAAUGGAUACGGUCCCGGCGAAUGCACUUUCUGCUCCACUACCCCGAUCGACACUCAAAAAUGGGAUCUUGCAACUGUCGGUCGUGCUGGAGGUUGUGUGUUCUGGCUCACGGACCCAACGGACUACAACCUUUUGGCACCCAUUGGAGCUGUGGGUGAAAUCCUCAUUGAAGGCCCGGUGGUCGGCCGUGGAUAUCUGAACGACCCAGAGAGAACGGCCGCCAGCUUCAUAAACGACGCUAAAUGGCUAGGCCGCUUCCGAGAAAAUGGUCGCGGAAGGCUCUACCGAUCUGGAGACCUGGGGAUGUAUAAUCCGGAUGGUUCGGUGGUGUAUAUGGGUCGGCGGGAUAUGCAGGUGAAACUACGGGGCCAGCGUAUCGAGAUGGGAGAAGUAGAAUUCAACCUGCAGCGCCUACUACCCAAUGCUACGAUCGUUGUCGAGGUGGUCAAAUAUGGUGAAAAUGAGAGAGUCACGGCAUUCAUAGCUCUUUCUCAAAUGGAGGCUUCCACGACUGUGACGACAGCAACGUCUCCUUCAUCUAUAUUGCUCCCUCCUACUCAGCGGGUCGUCCAAGCAGCACAGCUGUCUGCCGACUUGGGCCAAGUACUGCCUUCAUACAUGAUACCCUCAGUAUAUCUUCCCCUUGCGAGGGUUCCAACGACAUCGUCUGGCAAGAUAGAUCGGAAAACACUGAAACAUGCGGCCAACAGUAUGUCACUGGUUGAUAUCAUGGCGUAUGGCGAAGAGCAGUCCUCCACGACAGAGCCAUCUACCACUGCGGAAUUGGCCCUCCAGAAAGCCUGGGCAAGCUUGUUGAAGAUCAGCCCAGACACGAUUAAACGAGAGACCGACUUUUUCCAAGCUGGCGCUGACUCUGUGGAAGCAAUGAAGUUGGUUAGUAUGGCGCGUCGAGAAGGGCGGACACUCAAUGUCGCCCAAAUCUUUGCCAGCCCACAGCUAUGCGAUAUGGCUCUCUGGUGGGAUUCUCAAAGAGAUAAUGACGACGAUGCGCUGGAGAAGGAGUGGCCUGCGUUUGCGUUACUAGAUGACUCGGAGACUGAGACAUUCAUCGAACGCCAUAUUUGCGAGCCUCACUCAAUCCCCCGGGAGAAGAUCAAGGAUGUAUAUCCGGCUACUUAUGAUCAGGUGCUGGUAUAUAGCAUCAACCAUACUGUGUACGCUCACUUCGAAGUUGAUGAACGACUGGAUCGUGCUCAUAUCGUUGAAAGCUGGUUGCAAGUUGUCCGCCAGCAUGACAUUUUGCGCACCGUACUAGUCCCAGCUGGUAAUGAUCAAUACUGGGCCGUGGUUCGAACCGGCGAUGUCUUCGACGUUGAUUAUCGAACGAUCAGACAUGAUUCUGAACUUCAUCAAAUUAUCGAUACUGAUCAUGCAUCCGGGCUUCACCCCGGUUCGUUCCUCGGCAAACUGUUUGUGCUCGAGUCUGCCAAUAACGGGAAAGCCGUUAUCAUCCUGAAGAUGAACCAUACUAUUUUCGAUGGAUCAUGCUUCGCAUUGUACUGGUCCGACUGGCAAUCGGCCUAUGAACGGGGCAUCGUGCCGACUCGCCUGCAGUACCAGGAUGUUCUGUGCUCCCGCCGACGGAUUGACUCCUAUGCGGCAGCUAGACAGUACUGGGGAGACAUGCUCCACGGCCUGGAAAUGCAAAGUCUACCAACUAUGUCCGAAGACUCAACCCCGGAGCGUAUGGGAGACCCACUUAAGAUCUCUCGGUGCCUCACCCACAUCUCUCCACCGGCUGAAGUCGUUCUUGACUCCUUCAUCAAGGCCGUUUGGACUGUCACACUAGCCAGCCUCUCAGGGAAGAGGGACGUCGGCUUCUAUCAUAUCUCCAACGGGCGGCGCCUCGGCGGCAGACGGACAGAGGAGGCUGCUGGUCCCCUGAUGCAAUUGUAUCCCAUGCGGGCCCAAUUACAGUCUGACUGGCGGCUGGUUGAUCUGUGCCGUUUUCUGCAAGAGCAGGACAUGCGGAACCUCCCACAUGAACUUCUCACGACCGCGGAACUCUGCGAGGUGGCAGGAUGCAGCGAUACUUUCUCGGGGACCCUCGUGGAUCACGUCAAAGAUGACAUCGAGUCCGGGCUGUCCUUCGAUGGAAUACAAUGCGGUCUCUCAAUGGAAUGGCGGGGUGAAAAUCAGGAUGAAAACAUUUGCUUUGUGAGAUCCAAAGGCGAUCAGCUUGAGGUUACCUUGUUCACGAGUUGGAACGUCCACAAAGUGGUAGCAGAAGAAGUGAUGGAUAUAUAUUGUGAGAAAUUGCAGUAUUUCUCGAGCCAUCCAGAGGCAACUAUCUUUUGA
Molecule: messenger RNA, 6648 nt
Organism: Trichophyton verrucosum HKI 0517
Lineage: Eukaryota; Fungi; Ascomycota; Eurotiomycetes; Onygenales; Arthrodermataceae
Exons: 1
Coding region: 1-6648 (2215 amino acids)
Biological process (GO): amino acid activation for nonribosomal peptide biosynthetic process; secondary metabolite biosynthetic process
Cellular component (GO): cytoplasm
Molecular function (GO): catalytic activity; phosphopantetheine binding
Source: RefSeq, a predicted model, not a curated record